Molecule: messenger RNA, 1875 nt
Organism: Nymphalis io (European peacock)
Lineage: Eukaryota; Metazoa; Arthropoda; Insecta; Lepidoptera; Nymphalidae
Product: aldo-keto reductase AKR2E4-like
Exons: 7
Coding region: 146-1132 (328 amino acids)
Cellular component (GO): cytosol
Molecular function (GO): aldose reductase (NADPH) activity
Source: RefSeq, a predicted model, not a curated record
AAAAAAACGGGUUUUGUUCCCUGUUACACGACAUCGUGCAGAGCAGCCGCGACCGUGACGGCGAUAGUGUGUGUGUUGUUUACAAAAAUAAGCAUCGCAGGUGUUGAAGUUUAUUAGUUUCAUACUAUGAAGACGCUCUUAUAAGAUGUCUGCGGCAUUCGCUAGUGUGCCGAAAUACAAAUUGAAUAAUGGGCGGGACAUACCGGCUAUCGCCUUGGGAACGUUUCUUGGAUUUGAUGAGCAUGGUAUGACGAAGUCACAAAACAAGCAGCUGAGAAAUGUGAUCCUUGAGGCCAUCGAUAUUGGCUACAGACACUUUGAUACAGCGUCAGUGUAUGAAACGGAGGGGGAAAUCGGAGAGGCAGUCAGGAUGAAAAUCAAAGAAGGAGUCGUCCAAAGAGAAGACAUCUUUUUAACCACUAAACUUUGGAACACUCAACACAAGAGGGAGCAAGUGAUGAAGGCUCUACAAGAAACGCUUCAGAAGAUGGAGCUGAACUAUGUAGAUCUUUACUUAAUGCACUGGCCGAUUGCACUUAACGAUGACUACACUCACUCUGACGUGGACUAUAUGGAGACCUGGCGCGGUAUGGAGGACGUUCAGCGCCUGGGUCUCGCUAAGUCCAUCGGAGUUUCAAACUUUAAUAAGGAACAGCUGCAACGGGUGUUACAAGAAGGAAGUAUCAAGCCUGUUGUAAUACAGAUUGAGAUUCAUCCACAAAUAAUCCAAAAAGAACUCGUCGAUUACGCCCAAUCACAGGACAUCGUAGUCAUGGGAUUUAGUCCUUUCGGUUCACUAGUUAUGAGGUACGGCAUGCAGUUCCCUGGACCUAAGCUCGAUAACCCGGUGCUGAUGGAAAUAGCAAAUAAGUAUAAGAAAACCACACCGCAGGUCGUUCUGAGAUGGCUAGUGGACAGGAACAUUAUACCGAUACCAAAAACCACGAAACACAAGCGUUUGGAGGAAAAUAUAAAUAUAUUCGACUUCGAAUUGACUUCUGAAGAAAUCGCGAUGAUAAAUCGGUUCGACAGUAAAACAAGAUACACUUUUCCGUCGUUUUGGCAAACUCAUCCUCACUAUCCAUUUGAAAGUAUCGAAAAUCCCAUAGCGGAUCCUUUUGUUAAGAACUAAUGCUGGCUUAAAAAAUAUUAUUAAACUUGAACAUUCUAUUUUGCCCUCUCCGAGGUGGAAUUGUUCUUGUUUUUAUAAACUCCUUUACAAUUAGAAAUUACGUUAAUGAAAAUACUCAUCGAGAGCAUAUGCCUGUAAUGUAACGAAAUAUUAACUUAUAACCUUACAUUACCUACAUUACAUUCGCAUGUACGAGCGCAUGACACGUUGGCGAAUAUUCGUAUAAGUAUGUACUGAAGUUAUUCUGAUAUUAUUGUGAAUCGACGAGACUGUAUCGCGUAAUGUAACGCGCGGCGUGCAGUGUCCGUUGUAAUGUUUGCGUUAUCUGUGCACUGAUUAACUUCCUACUUUUCUUAACAGUUAUUUACGCGCGAAUGCUCUUUGUGAGUUCUUUUAGAUUUAGUUAGUGUCGUUUAAAAUAUUAGAUAUGUUUUUUGUAUUAUCGUCUACACGUUGUACGUGACAUGAACACGAAAUUACCUCAUUAUAUACAUAAGGAAUAUAAUAUUGGACAAGUUGUUUUAUUUCAUCGCUGGGCACGAAAUUAAUUAUAAGCAUAAAUUAAGCAGUGGUUCCGAGGUGGUGUUUUUUUUUAUUAAUUUUUAUAUAGAUUAUAUAUUUUUAGAUUGAUAUUUUUGGGGGUAUUAGAAAGUAUUAUUUAACUCAAAACUCACUUACAAACAUAUAUUUAGAAUAAUAAUAUAAUCCAAAAUAUAUUUAGUACGAAGAAUAUAAGGUACUUA